Messenger RNA from Sturnus vulgaris (Common starling), 7346 nucleotides. Lineage: Eukaryota; Metazoa; Chordata; Aves; Passeriformes; Sturnidae. The record is from RefSeq and is a predicted model, not a curated record.
GUUUACAGGCUCCAUCAUUAUGGGUCUGCAUACUGAAACUGGCACCUGCAGCUUAUUUCUGUGGAUGCAGGAAAGAGUUUGGAAAUCUUUCCCAGAGCAUUUUUGUUCCUUAAGACACAGGUGGUGUCAUGGAUUAAUCUCAUGGUUCACAGAACCAGUACUUGAAAAAAGUAUUGCUCCUGGAAUUUUCUCCUUUUUUCUGGAAUAAGCUUGGACUUCUCUAGGUCCUGGUCCUGUGAGAUGCUGCUUGCUGUGACACACAGUUAAGAGUUUUUGGAACUAUGUCCUUCUUGGAGCACAAAUACUGCAUUGGCUGAGUACAAAUUGUGGGUUUGUGGUGUGUUUCCUUGUCUGUGGUCCCACAGAAAGGGACUGAGUGUGUGGAUUGCUUUAAAUAAGGGUGAGGUGCUGGUUCAGGCCUCUGCAUAGCAACAGAUAAGCUCUGGGCUGGCUUAUCUUCUCACAGAGAAUUUACAUUUGCUUUUCUUUGUCUCCUUUCCGACUUCUUUCAGCCUCAGCUUGUUUAUUCCCAUAAGUCAUGUUCCCAUCCUUGACUCUGCCCUUCUCUCUUGCAUUACUCACUUGGCUUCCUCUCUGCCUUCCCUCUUUGCCAGCUCCCUCCUUCGCCCUCCGAUCACCGAGCUGCUGCCACCAUGUCUGAAUCCUCCCCCAAACCAUCUCCCCUCUGCUCCCCUCUGACAGGCACCUCCUUAAUGUCAGCAGCCGACUCUCAGCUAAUUAUCUGCCUUGCUGAUUAGCAGUUUGUGCAGGCAGAGCUGGCUGGGGCUUUUUGUUAAGGCACUGAGCAAAUGCCAUUUCACACUGCUGGUACUGGAAGCUGUCUUGCUGCUUUCCUGCUUGUAGCCCUGUGGACUCUCCAUAGCCAGGUGCUCAGGUGGAUGAGUGGAAUUGUGGCUUGUAAGUCCAUUGGGAUCCAUGCUGCUUGUUGCCGUGUUCAUCCCUCUUAGCUUCCUCGUGGAAGAGCAGAAGAGAUGCACAUCUGAUCCCUGCUACAUUGCUCAGUUCAUCUCCUGGUUCUGUUUGUGACCCUUGAGAGAAGGAAAAGCAAAGCUGGAGGAUGAUUUUUCAUUAUGGCACUUUUUGCAUUUGCAGUGUCAGAAUGGAAGGAUUGGUGGUGGCAGCUCUGGGCUGUGAAACCUGGAGGAGCUCCCUCCUGGACUCAGGGAGAACCAUUCGUUUUCUUAUCUGGAGCUGACAAAAAAAAUUAAAUUGGAAGCUGCUUUCAUAAGACCUGAAUGGUGCAUUCCUUCUCUCCUGGAAAACAUCCAGCACAUUUGGGGAUAUAAAAGAAAAGUCACAGGCAAAAGAGCAAAGGAGAACUCGUUGGUUUGUGUGAGCUUAAUAUGUGAAUGGUGCAAGAAGUGAACAACAUUGUUUGAAUUUCAGGGCAUCUGAAUGGUUUGCUGAUCUGGGUGCACAGCAGACUGUAUAUUGUGCUGUCAAAUUAUUUUGAGUUUUUCUCACUCAUGGUUGGGUGAGGUGCAAAGAGAGGAAGCUGGAGGGUGCUGUGCAUUGCUCCGGUACACAUUGCAAGAAAUGGCUGAUAUAUCAAAGGUAUAUCUAAGUAUCUAAGGUGUAAAGACUCAACGAGCCUGAAAUUGCUGGAGUCUCUGGUAGAAAUUCUCUGUUGCAGCGUUGAGUGAGUUUUUGAGUCCGUGCUGCUUUUGCUUGUCUCCUUGUCUUACCGUGUCCUCUGUCCUGUUGUGUCCCAGGGUCUGAGCACCACAGGGAUGAGGAAACCUCGGAGGAGGUGCCGGCAGCACUUGGAGGGGAGGCGUUCUCCCUCGCCCUACAGCCUCAAGUGCUCCCCCAGCCGGGAGACGCUGACCUACGCCCAGGCACAGCGCAUUGUGGAGGUGGACAUCGACGGGCGGCUCCAUCGCAUCAGCAUCUACGACCCCCUGAAGCUCAUCACCGAGGACGAGCUGACAGCCCAGGACAUCACCGAGUGCAACAGCAACAAGGAGAACAGCGAGCAGCCCCUCUUCACUUCCAAAUCGAAGAAGACACCUUCCAAAGGCAAAAAGAAGGACUCCUGUUCCAAACAUGCGCCGGGGAUGUCUUUGCACUUGCCCCAGCCCAAGUUCCGUGUGCUGGACUCCUUCAGCCAGCCAGAUGCCCCUCCCCUCCCUGCUGCCUACUACCGGUACAUUGAGAAGCCUCCCGAGGACCUCGACGGAGAAGUGGAGUAUGACAUGGAUGAGGAGGAUCUGGCAUGGCUGGAGAUGGUCAACGAGAAGAGAAGGGCUGAUGGUUAUGGGACAGUUUCUGCUGACACUUUUGAGCUGCUGGUGGAUCGGUUGGAAAAGGAGUCAUACCUUGAGAGCCGGAACAACGGGGCUCAGCAGUCCCUCAUUGAUGAGGAUGCCUUCUGCUGUGUCUGCAUGGACGAUGAGUGUCACAACAGCAAUGUCAUCCUGUUCUGUGACAUUUGCAAUCUGGCCGUGCACCAGGAGUGUUAUGGUGUGCCCUACAUCCCCGAGGGGCAGUGGCUUUGCCGCUGCUGUUUACAGUCCCCUUCUCGCCCUGUGGAUUGUGUCCUUUGCCCGAACAAAGGGGGAGCCUUCAAGCAGACCAGUGAUGGCCGCUGGGCUCACGUGGUCUGUGCCAUCUGGAUCCCUGAGGUCUGCUUUGCAAACACUGUGUUCCUGGAGCCCAUCGAAGGGAUCAAUAACAUCCCUCCAGCUCGCUGGAAGCUCACAUGCUGUAUCUGCAAGCAGAAGGGCAUGGGAGCUGCUAUCCAAUGCCACAAGGUGAACUGUUACACUGCCUUCCACGUCACCUGUGCACAGAGAGCCGGUCUCUUCAUGAAGAUUGAGCCCAUGAGGGAGACCAGCAUCAACGGCACGACGUUCACCGUGCGCAAGACUGCCUACUGUGAGAGCCACUCCCCGCCUGGCACGGUGAGAAGAGGCUCUCCAGCUGCUGGUGGUGAUGGGCACGAGGUCACUGUGAAGGAGGAGGAAGAGGAGGAAGCCAAUUCUGGCCCUCCCAAAGGGUCUGUGAAGAAGAACCAAGUGAAAUUGAAGCAAAAGAUCAAAAAGGAGCCUGGUGACGUGACCAAAGGGCGUUCGUCCAUGCCCGUGGUGACUGUUGCACAAAUUCCCUCUUACAGGCUGAACAAGAUGUGCAGUGGGCUGUCCCUGCAGAGGAAGAACCAGUUCAUGCAGAGGCUGCACAACUACUGGCUGCUGAAGCGGCAGGCGAGGAACGGGGUGCCCCUGAUCCGGCGGCUGCACUCGCACCUGCAGUCGCAGAGGAACGGCGAGCAGAAGGAGCAGGAUGAGAAGACGAGUGCAGUGAAGGAGGAGCUCAAGUACUGGCAGAAGCUCCGGCAUGACUUGGAGCGGGCUCGGCUGCUCAUCGAGCUCAUCCGAAAGAGGGAAAAGCUCAAACGGGAGCAGGUGAAGGUGCAGCAGGCUGCCAUGGAGCUGCAGCUGACCCCUUUCAAUGUUCUGCUCCGUACAACCCUGGACCUGCUGCAGGAGAAGGAUGCUGCCCAGAUCUUCACAGAGCCCGUUAACCUGAACGAGGUUCCAGAUUACCUGGAAUUCAUUUCCAACCCAAUGGAUUUUUCCACCAUGAGGCGGAAGCUGGAGUCCCACCUGUACCGAACCUUGGAUGAGUUUGAGGAAGACUUUAACCUUAUAGUUGCCAACUGCAUGAGGUAUAAUGCUAAAGACACGAUUUUCCACCGAGCAGCUGUCCGGCUCCGGGACCUCGGGGGAGCGAUUUUGCGUCACGCGCGGCGCCAGGCCGACAGCAUCGGCUUUGACACUGGCGUGGGGAUUCACCUGCCUGAGUCGCCCAAGCCCCACGACUUUUACCGCUUUUCUUGGGAGGAUGUGGAUAACAUCCUGGACCCGGAGAACCGGGCUCACCUGUCUCUGGAGGCCCAGCUGAAGGAGCUGCUGGAGAAGCUGGACACGGUGAGCACCAUGCGCUCCAGCGGCGCCCGGACGCGGCGCAUCCGGCUCCUGCGGCGCGAGAUCAACUCCAUCCGCCACAAACUGGCCCAGCAGCAGAGCAAGGCCCUGCCCAACGGGGACACUGUGCCACGGGAGGGGCUGGAGACAACAUCCAGGGAAGGGGAUGAGGAAGGGGAGAAAGAUGGUGCCAAGCUCCAUCACCCUCCAACGCUGGAGCCCACAGGACCCGCACCCACCCUCUCAGAGCUGGACUCUCUGCAGGACCCUCCAACACUCAAACCCAUCAGUGAAAGCAGGCCCCUGAACCAGCUGCAGAGGAGGAUGGUGUCGGACAGGGAGCUCUUUGACAAGAAGGCUCUGCAGCAGGAGAGCCAGGCUUUCACACGCCUGCUGUCCAACAACGGCCUCAACGGCCUGGCCCUGCCCCCUGCGGACAGCCCUGCCAGCCCCGCCCUCAGCAGCGUGGGCCGCCGGACAUCGGUCCUGUUUAAAAAAGCCAAGAACGGUGUGAAGCUGCAGAGGGGCCUGGAGUGCUCCUUGGAGAACGGGGAGGAGCACAGGCAGGGCGGGCAGCGCUCACCCUCCUGCCCCGACGGGGAGCGACAGGCGCGGAAACGGCCCCAGAGCAGGAGCUGCAGUGACAGCACUGGAGAGAAAUCACCCAGGCAGGCAGCACAGAGAGGAGUGACCAAUGGCUUUGCAAAGCAUGCAGGGAGUGGCUCUGACUCCGAGUGCAGCUCUGCCCUGGGCAGUGGGCUGGUGUUUGAAGCCUGCAGUGGUUUGGUGCCUCCCAAGCGCAGUCGAGGGAAGCCAGCUCUUUCUCGGGUGCCCUUCUUGGAGGGUGUGAAUGGAGACUCUGAUUUCAGUGGCUCAGGCAGGCCUCUGCUGAUGUCCUUUGAGAGCCAGGCUGAGCUGGAGCCCCUGGAGCUCGUGUGGGCCAAGUGCCGUGGUUACCCCUCCUACCCUGCCCUGAUUAUCGACCCCAAGAUGCCACGUGAGGGUUUGCUGCACAACGGGGUCCCCAUCCCUGUGCCCCCCAUGGAUGUCCUGAAGCUGGGGGAGCAGAGGCAGACAGAGGCAGGAGAAAAACUCUUCCUUGUCCUUUUCUUUGACAACAAGAGAACCUGGCAGUGGCUGCCACGGGACAAAGUCUUUCCCCUGGGCGUGGAUGACACCGUGGACAAGCUGAAGAUGAUGGAGGGACGCAAAACCAGCAUCCGCAAAUCGGUGCAGGUGGCCUACGACAGAGCCAUGAUCCACCUGAGCCGAGUGCAGGGGGACAACCCCUUCAUCCCCACUGCCACCUACCUGUGAGGGGCUGCUGGGCCCGGCCUCUGCUCCUGCACCCCUCCAGCUCACUGCACUGCAGAGUGCAGCGCCUCCAGCAGCCGGCAGCGCUCCUCGGAGUACCCUGAAAUGUGCCAAAAAAAAAACCAAACCCUUGUCCAGCUUCUUCCUGAAUGUGUCUCGCUGAAGAGCUGGCAGGAGAUGAAAUGUAGUCUACAGGGACUAAGGUAGGUAGGAAAAGCUGACAGGUGACAGGAGCCAAGGUGAGUUGCUGCAGUGAGCAGAGCACACAGCACUUGGAUGUCUGGACCUCAUGCACCGUCCCUGCCCCUGCCUCUCCUGGACUGCCAGGGUUUUGAGUCGUCAGCCAGUCCCAGGUAAUUCCUGGGAAUCUGGCACCCCCAGGAUUCUUUACAGAAAUCCCAACUGGGCUUUCUUGUGCCAAAUUUACCUUAACCAUCAUUGGCCUUUUCAUUUUUCUUUAAAUGACAUUGUCCUAUCACAUAAAAACUGCACAGAAUCGUAGCUGGGAGCUCUGAUUGUGAUUCUCCUGCCUACAUCCAUCGUGUUUUCAUGUUUAGAUUUCUCUCACUGCAUUUAGAAAAGCUUGAGAUUUUGGUAACCUUCCCCCCCUGCACAGUUUCAUGCACAGAUGCACAGAGCUUUAAAGAUGAAAAUCAAAUUACCUGAUCUGUGUCUAUAUGUAUGUCCUAGAAAUGGAUUUUGUUGUUUCACAUUUCAGUUCAGAUUUCUGUCACUCUGCUUGUUGCAGUUACAUUUCAUAUCAUGACUUAGCACAGUACCUAAGAAAAGGUAACUUCCUUUUUUUAAGAAGUAAUUUUGGAGGUGUCUGUUGAGCUGGAGCAGCUCUGCAGGCACUGAGGUUGAUCAGGGUUGGAGGGAGAUGCAUCUUUUGUGUUGGUUUAUGCACAUUUGGUGUAAAGCUCCUCUUCCUUUUUCCCCCCCUCUCUUUUGUGUCUCCCUGUUUUCCUCUGCCACAUUUUGGACUGAAACCAAGCACUGACCAGAGCACACGACCCCUCUGCUGUUUCACCUUCUCCCACACGUGCACAUCCUUCCCUGGUGUGUGGGUCUCCAGUGUUGUCAUCCAGGUAAACCCAGACAAUCCCUGUUGGUUUGGGUUUGCAUUGCAAAAAAAAAAAAAACAGGGACAAACUCAUGUUUGGGAACUUGGUGACUAAAUCUUUUCUAUUAGCCAAGGACUUUAUGAUUUCUCUGAUCUCUUCUGUUGUUAUCCCUCUUUGCUUUCCCAUUUUAAAGAGCCAAAGGUGCAAAGCAAGAUUGUAGAUUGAAUAUCAUCAUUUUGCUUUUUAACUCAGUAUUUUUAAAUUAUUUUUAACUUUUUCAUACUGAAGAGAAUGUGGAGUCAAAAUAAUAAUAAUUAAUGAAUAGUAGGGAGUAAUCACUGCCAUUUCUACUUGCUCUACUUUUUUAAAAUACCACUUCUUAUACAUUGGGGCAUGGAAUUGCAUUGAAGGAAUUUUAAGAUUCCUGUAACAUAGAGAUGGGGCAUAGGAGUUUGUAAAAAUAUUAAUAGUGAUAGUAAUGCCCAUGGAGUGUGACUAGGGAAGGAUGUUGUGUAUAUAGUUGUAAAAUGUUCUAAAUUAUUUAGACCUAUUGUCACCAUUCUUGAAGUCCUCAGUUGUGUUGCUGGGUCUUUUAUAUGCACACAGUGUAAUUUAUUUAAAGGAACAUACACUUUUCCAGGUGGUAGCUCAGCUGUGGACUAGUGACCUGUGUAUAUGUUUUAAGGUCUUGGGAGUUGGUAUUUUAUUUUUUUUUUCUGUUUUGUUUGGUUUUUAAAUGAUUUUAGAAUUUGGAUUGGCUGAUAUCCUGUUGUUGCUACAGAACCUAAAUGUUACUGUCAGUCUGCUGUAAAGCACAGAUUGCUCUAUUUAUUGUAGAAAGUGAGUUUAUUUGCUUUCUAGAAUUGUUUAUAUCAGAUGGUAUAAGAGAAGUAAUAAGAAAAUCUAUGCUUGUAAAGAAAAAAAAAGCUAAUUUUACCUACUAUAAUCUGACUGUCUGAGACUAUAUUUUCUCUCUGAGAAAUAAAUGUUCUAAUGUAUGGAAAAAAAAAUACCAAAACAA